AUGUAUUAUAGAAUCGGAAGUGGGUCAUUUUCAUAUGUUUUCAAGGCAGUGUCUGCAGCUCCAAGGAAUAAUGGUGUUCGCAGUACUGUGGCAAUAAAAGUUAUGAGUAUGCAAGCAGCUAAUUCAUCGAAGCUGAGCUCUGAUUGUGUUGUUUCCGAAAUAAAAAUAUUGAAAAACUUAAAGCACAAAAACAUAGUUCGUCUACACGAUUUUCACUGGGAUCAUAACAACAUCUAUCUUAUAAUGGAAUACUGUGGAAGUGAUAAUUUAAGUUCGUUUAUCAAACGCUACGGUUCAUUACCGGAAGCUCUUACGCGGCGUUUUUUUCGUCAAAUAGCGGUGGCAAUUCAGUAUAUGAGAACGAUGAAUGUAGCUCACAUGGAUUUGAAGCCACAAAAUAUAUUGCUUACCAACCGACACUCCCCUUUUGUUAAGAUAUCAGAUUUUGGUUUGGCAUUAUAUUUGAAGAAGAAUGAGCAUGCAUGUUCAUUUAGAGGCUCUCCACUGUACAUGGCUCCUGAAAUCUUUCGCCGUUGUCCAUAUGAUAGUCGUGUUGAUCUAUGGUCAUGCGGUGUCAUUCUUUAUGAAUGCUUGUACGGCAUACCUCCAUUCAGGGCUGAUACAUAUGAUGAAUUAGUAGAACAGAUUUUAUCCAAACAACCAAUACAUUUUUUAAAAAAUAUACAUCUCUCGCAUGAUUGUCUUGACCUUCUAAAAGGACUGCUAGUUCGUGAUCCUUUUCAUCGAAUUACGUUUGAGCGAUUUUUCACACAUCCAUUCGUAAAUAUCGCAAAAUUGACUACAGUUGCUGAAUUAAGGGAAGCGGAUAGUUAUGUACAGCAGUCACGACAAGCUGAAUUAGAAGAUAACUUGGUGGCCGCGAUAAAGCUCUUGACAAAUGCUAUACAAAUUUAUAUGUGUUGGUUGGAAUCAUUAGAGGAGAAUAAAGAGAAAGCGGAGUUUCGGAAGAAAAUUAAAGCACAUUUGGAGCAUGCCGAAAAUAUGAAGGAACAUUUACGACCAGUUACGAAGCAGCUUCCAUCAUCGCAUUUAUUUGAUGAUCAUUCAGAAUGGAAAGACAAACCCCAAGUCUAUGCUGCAGAACUUCUAGCACGAGCUGCGAAUGAUCUGGAAUAUGAGGAGCAGUGGAGUGAUGCGUUUGAAAAAUAUACGUUAGCGAUUGAAGGUGCAUUGCAAGUUUUAAGAAGUGAAGAUAGAAGUACAAAACGUGCAAUUAAAUUGCAACACGAAGUUUCAAACUGGUUGUUUGCAGCGGAACGACUUAAGGUAUGUCUGUAUUUACAGUUUUUGAUCAUUCAAGAGUUAAUUUUUAUUUGUUGGAAGUAA
This is a messenger RNA of Thelazia callipaeda (thelaziosis nematode), 1347 nucleotides long. Lineage: Eukaryota; Metazoa; Nematoda; Chromadorea; Rhabditida; Thelaziidae. The record is from the annotation of a GenBank genome assembly.